Messenger RNA from Mercenaria mercenaria, 1305 nucleotides. Its product is annotated as WD repeat-containing protein 90-like. The annotation marks the transcript as partial. The transcript is spliced from 9 exons. NCBI's taxonomy places the organism in Eukaryota, Metazoa, Mollusca, Bivalvia, Venerida, Veneridae. The record is from RefSeq and is a predicted model, not a curated record.
CGCAUGUGUUGUAAACAAACAUGGCGGCAAAUCAAAAUGUGAAAUAAGAAUUUUCUAAACAUAUAGCGUUUCCAGUAAUAAAACCACAUUUUCAAUAUUGACAGUCCAGUUUUUGAGAAGAAUUACAACAUGGCACAAUUGUGGCAGCAUCCGUAUGUAAAUGUCUUUAAGCAUUUUAAUGUUUCAUCAUGGAAGAAGGCCUCAAAAGAAGGGGAUGUCACCUCUUCAAUGGACAAGUCGGUGAAGUCAACAGUGUUCAGGAUUGUUGGAUCAAUUCCUGCUGGCAACUAUAUCCAGUUACCAAAGACAAGCUCUCAGUCCCUGGGCCUCACUGGACGAUACAUGUAUCUCCUCAUUAAACCGAUCCCGACAAAGUAUUUUGUUGUUCAUAUAGACGUGGCAACACAGGAUAACCUCGUUGUCAGAAUUUCAUUCUCAAACUUGUUCAAGGAGUUUAAAUCGACUUCAACAUGGUUACAGUUCCCUUUUGUAUGUAAAGCUACACGAGGAACAGUACAUGCAGUAACUGCACUGACGGGUAAAGAAAACAGUGGUCCAGCCCCUCUGUCUACACGAUGGACAAUUCUGUGUCUGGACUUUCAGUACAUUCUAGCAAUGUAUCUCAACAGAAAAUAUUCAUAUAUCAAAGGUGUACGUUUGUGUGCAAACAUGCUCGUGAAAAAUAUCUUUACCAGUGAUAUACAGUAUGAGCCAGGUUUGACAGUUGAACAAGUGAAAAGAUCAGGAGGUUUAUCAGGUGUAUCUCCACUACCGAGAGAGUUGGAUUAUCCUGUGAUGAAAGGAGACAGAUGGCAUGACCUGUAUGACAUGAUUAAAUUCCCAGCUGAAGCCAGCAACAAACCACAUGACACAAUCAAAUCUACUACAUCAGAACCGAGCGUAAAAGCUGUGAGGCCUACAUCAAGUGGACCAAAACGUAUAGAGUCAAAGAAGGUUGAUGCUAGCAAGUGUGCCUCAGAAAGGGUUUCAAUGAUUCACAGCAUUACAAGAGAUACUGACAAGUAUCAUCGUAGACGACCAGUGACAUCUGAGCUACCGUCUGUUGGUGUAGAUGAUAUUGACAUACAGAAGGACAGAGAAGGAGAGAUCCAUGUUUUUGCUCACCCAGACAGUAGUGUUGUUCUGCAUCAAGAUGAUAAAUAUACUGGAGAGAGUAUAGUAGGGAGAGUUGAUAAACCAACAGAUAUACUACCUGUAAAGAAACCUUCAUAUAAGAUACUGGAACCAGAUCCUAUAUUACACCUGCAAAGAAUAAUUGGAUUUGGUGGAAGUUCAUUCAGAGAU